AAAACAACAAAUCCCACAGUCCUUUGCGCCGCAAUCACAGGCGUGACAAGCCACGGUAAAUGUCCGUGUGUAGGCGAGUCACGUGUGGAGAGUCCGUUGAUCUCGUUUCGUGUAAGCAGUGAAUCUCUCCUGUUUGUUCAUUUGAUUUGGGCCUCAUUUCAUGUUGUUUUGAAAACAACAUUUCGUGUAAAUUCAUCUAUCUUGGCCGAAGAAUGAGCGACAACGAUGAUAUCGAGGUCGAUAGUGAUGCAGACAAACGGGCACAUCACAAUGCGCUGGAGCGCAAACGUAGGGACCACAUCAAAGACAGCUUUCACAGCCUUCGGGAUUCCGUUCCCGCCUUGCAAGGGGAAAAGCAAUCUAUCAAACAGGCAUCCCGAGCCCAAAUCCUAGACAAAGCCACAGAGUACAUUCAGUACAUGCGACGAAAAAACCACACACACCAGCAGGACAUCGACGACCUGAAGAGGCAGAACGCUCUGUUGGAGCAACAAGUACGGGCACUGGAGAAAGUCAAGGGGACCACACAGCUGCAGGCCAACUACUCCUCUUCAGACAGCAGCCUGUACACCAACCCCAAGGGCAGCGCUGUAUCGGCCUUCGACGGUGGUUCUGACUCGAGCUCGGAGUCUGAGCCGGAGGAACAGCGUUCCCGGAAGAAGCCCCGUGGGGAGGACAGCUAAACAGCGGAUUCUCGGCCUGCUCUACAAAGUUCUCCUCUGAGGGGAGGGAGAGUUACAGCAAUGGUCUGUUUCUUGUUGUUUUUUGUGUACCUCAAUCGCCCCAAACCACCUUGAUCAAUCUCUUUCAGUGAAUGUCAACCCUUGAUUCCACACCUGAAGAAACCUCUGCCAGGUUUUCAAGAGAGAGGGACGCCUGAUACGGGAAGAACACUCACAGAAAACGGCUUGUUUUUACUCUCCCUCCCUCUCCGACUCGGUUUGUCCAUCUUGUGUCCUGGCACAUGCAACAACAAAUGAUGAUUUAAACCCAAAAUGAGGCAGCUUUGCAACUUUUUGUUUUGUUCCCUUGUCUGCAAUCCCUCCAGGUGGAUAUCCAAAGGGUUGAAUGAGGCGUACGGCUCCUAGCACUGCUAAAAUAUACUUUUUUGUUGUUGAAUAUCUUAAAGCCUGCUUAGAACUUACCCUUAGCUGAAUUGUCCCGAGUGGUUUGCCUUUCUAAAUAUUUGUUACUUUUCCAUAAAGGAAUGUUUUUGAAGCAUCUAUCAGUGUACCUCUUGUUAGACCUAGGGGAUGAGUGAUACGUUUUGACGUUAUCGAUAAAAUCCCUUAUUUAAAAAAUACAAAAAACUAAAAAAUGCUUUAUGGGAAGGCUGCUGAGCUUGUGUUGUAUUUGUUGUUUUAGCCUGAUGUAGUAAAGUUUACAGGUUGGGGAAAAAAAAGAUUUUCUUUUAAAACAAGGGGGAUAAAAAUAAGUGAUGAAGCAUAUAUUUUGCAUCUGAGCCUCCCAAACAUGUUUUUUUAUGUAUUUCACUCCAUAUUGGGAAUAUAAACGUUUUAAAUGAUUCCCCCCCCCACAAAGCUAGUCAUUCUUGAAAGAGUAGAUUCAUGUCAUGACUUUAAAAGAUAAAUGUUCUAAAUGUUCAUCGGAAAUUUGAACGCUGCACACCACAAAAAUUGCAUUUUGAGUGUAUAGGAGACAUGAGUGUGUGUGUGUGCGCCCACACGUGUAUCUUUUACCAUAUUUUCCACUUAGUACAUUAGUAAACUGAGCAGGUCUUUUUUUGUUUCCAUUCCAUGGAAAUUACAGGUAUGUUGUACAUACUGCCAACAGUUGUCUUGCAAGUUGAGGCCUACCUUUACAAUAAGAAUAUAAAUAAAACUAUUUUAUCCUUUA
This is a messenger RNA of Carassius gibelio (silver crucian carp), 1857 nucleotides long. RefSeq names its product myc associated factor X (gene max). NCBI's taxonomy places the organism in Eukaryota, Metazoa, Chordata, Actinopteri, Cypriniformes, Cyprinidae. The coding region runs from base 213 to 683 and encodes 156 amino acids. The record is from RefSeq and is a predicted model, not a curated record. Gene Ontology annotation, molecular function: DNA-binding transcription factor activity; protein dimerization activity. The transcript is spliced from 4 exons. Gene Ontology annotation, cellular component: RNA polymerase II transcription regulator complex. Gene Ontology annotation, biological process: positive regulation of transcription by RNA polymerase II.